This is a messenger RNA of Triplophysa rosa, 2176 nucleotides long. RefSeq names its product SID1 transmembrane family member 2-like. The coding region runs from base 24 to 1751 and encodes 575 amino acids. Gene Ontology annotation, cellular component: membrane. NCBI's taxonomy places the organism in Eukaryota, Metazoa, Chordata, Actinopteri, Cypriniformes, Nemacheilidae. The record is from RefSeq and is a predicted model, not a curated record. The transcript is spliced from 17 exons.
CCCACGGGGAUAGUCAACCAGACAUGUGUGAGUGUGUGUGUGUGUGUGUGUGUGUGUGCGUGCGUGCGUGCGCGUGCGUGUGUGUGUGUGCGCGUGUGUGUGUAGGUGUGUGUGUGAGAGAGAGUGGGUGUGUGUAUGUGUGUGUUAAAGUCUCUGUUGUAAUGAUGAUGUUCACUUUCUCUCUUGUUUUUUUGCAUCUGUGUGUUCAGCGUCCCUAUUGGAUUGUGUCAAAUGAUUCUGCACACACACACACUGAGCAUGUGUGUAAAUAUCUGCACUGGUUUGACUGUGUUUCAGGAAAGGCUCCUGCGUCUCCUUAUGAAUACGGCUCAUUUGCUGAUAAUGGCAGCACAUUGAGCUCUGAGGCUGUUACAGACAGUUUAGCAUCAACAGAUGGCAACUAUGGAUAUCUGGAGCGUUCGUUGGAGAGUGUCGGCCGCAGUCGUCGGGAGUCUUUGAGUUCAGUGGAAGAGGACGAUUAUGACACGCUGGCCGACAUCGACUCGGACAAAAACAUAGUUCGGACGAAAAAGUUCUUGUGCGUCUCUGAUCUCGCUCGCAAAGACAAGCGCAUCCUCAGCAAGAAAUACCAGAUCUACUUCUGGAACAUCUCUACAAUCGCUGUGUUUUACGCUCUUCCAGUCAUUCAGCUUGUCAUCACCUAUCAGACGGUUGUAAACGUCACAGGAAAUCAAGACAUCUGCUAUUAUAAUUUCUUGUGUGCUCAUCCACUCGGAGCGCUCAGUUCCUUCAAUAACAUUCUGAGUAAUGUUGGUUACGUGAUGCUGGGCCUGCUCUUCUUACUCAUCGUUCUUCAGAGGGACGUCCUUCAUCAACGCGCCCUCGAACGCAAAGAUACCGUAGCCCUGGAGUGUGGUAUUCCCAAGCACUUUGGCUUGUAUUAUGCGAUGGGCACCGCACUAAUGAUGGAGGGUCUGCUCAGCGCCUGCUACCACGUCUGCCCAAACUACACCAACUUUCAGUUCGACACGUCAUUCAUGUACAUGAUCGCUGGAUUGUGUAUGUUGAAGCUCUAUCAGAAGAGACACCCGGACAUCAACGCCAGUGCAUACUCAGCAUACGCCUGUCUGGCUGCGGUUAUAUUCUUCUCUGUGCUGGGGGUGGUGUUUGGUAAAGAUAACUCGGCGUUCUGGAUUGUGUUCUCCGUCAUACACAUUCUGGCCACACUGCUGCUGAGCACACAACUGUACUACAUGGGCCGCUGGAGACUGGACUCUGGAAUUUUGCGCAGGAUGUUGCAUGUGAUCUACACAGACUGUAUACGACAGUGCAGUGGACCCAUGUACAUUGAUCGGAUGGUUCUGCUGGUGAUGGGAAACAUUGUGAACUGGUCUCUGGCAGCGUACGGCCUCAUUAAACGACCCAAUGACUUCGCCUCGUACCUGCUGGCCAUCGCCAUCUGUAACCUGCUGCUUUAUUUUGCCUUUUACAUCAUAAUGAAGUUGCGCAGUGGUGAGAGAAUCCAGUGUCUGGCUCUGGUGUGUGUUCUCUUUACCGCUGUGGUUUGGGGCUUCGCUCUGUUCUUCUUCUUUCAGGGUCUCAGUACAUGGCAGAAAACUCCAGCCGAGUCUCGUGAACACAAUCGCGAAUGUAUCCUGCUGUCGUUCUUUGAUGAUCAUGACAUAUGGCACUUUCUGUCAUCAAUCGCCAUGUUUGGAUCCUUCCUGGUUCUGCUCACUAUGGAUGAUGACCUCGAUACGGUUCAAAGAGACAAAAUCUACGCGUUCUAAUGAUCAGCUUUCUACUGGCCAAUACACAGACGAGGUGUCCACCAAUGAAAUGCCUCGCUGCGUGAAUAUCUUAAACUAACAGGCAAAGAUGGUGGGAGGAGCCUCACACAGGAACUAAUGCUGAUAAGACAUUGAAUGUGCCAAUCAAACUGCCAGUGCUCCUCCUCACAUCGCCACGGUGACGGUUGAUGUACCGUGUUACUCUGCAGGCCUGUAUUUUUGUAACGGUUCGUUGUUUUCUCUUCGCGUUCGUGUCUGUCUGUGGCCUUAUGUGUCGUGGUUUUGGACCGUGUGGUUCUGACUGUAAAUCCGAGCCGAGCUGCUUCCAUCACUGAUCUAAUGAUGAUUCUCAUGAGAAAAGCUGCACUUAUUACAAAUCAUGUUUUUACAUAGAAUGGUUAAUAAAUAAAGACUUUUUACAGUUG